UUGCUGAAACGUGAGCUUCACGGAGGGACGGCCGACUUCCGCAGGCCCCAGGUGAGAAAGGGCCACCUGAGUCCUGGGUGAGGGUCUUCCGGGUUUCUUUGGGGCCAGAGGAAUCCUGAAAUCAUGGAUCACCCACAUAUGCUUUGAGACAUGCUUUAGAUUUUUUUUCUUGAAGCCCUGCAACUUCCCUAAAAAUUGAAUGUAUUAUAGAACAGACCUAUGGUGAAGCGACUUCCAGUCAUUUGGAAAGGAUGGGAUGAAAAGGAACCUUGGUGAUAAUUUUGAUGUCUGCAAGAUUUAGUACCAGUGUAAUGGGAUUAUCGGUAACACCUUCACUGCAGAAAAAGCCACCUGGCGCUAUAACUGGCAGCAUCUGAGAACUAAUCCUUUCCCAUCUCUUGGAUGUCAUUCAUGAAGCUCAAAGCUAUUUCUACCCUGCUAACUGUGAUUAAUUUUAUAAACAACAACUAAAAAUCAGGAUCUGAAGUGGACAUAUAUCUUUCAGUUACUUUGUAUGCAUCAUUCUGUGGGGAAAAUGUAUUUUGUCUGUUUGACUCUACUGUGCCUGGAUGUAUUUGUUUGUUUUAUAUUUAUCCUGUUCAGGGUUUGUGGAAUUUCUUGAAUUAAUGAGAUAAUGUCUUUUAUCAGUUUGGCCAAUGGUGGCAGAAUCUACAUAGAACUAUGAUUCGUGGUGUUCUGGGAAAAACCUUUCGACUUGUUGGCUAUACUAUUCAGUACGGCUGUAUAGCUCAUUGUGCUUUUGAAUACGUUGGUGGUGUUGUCAUGUGUUCUGGACCAUCAAUGGAGCCUACAAUUAAAAAUUCAGAUAUUGUCUUUGCAGAAAAUCUUAGUCGACAUUUUUAUGGUAUCCAAAGAGGUGAUAUUGUGAUUGCAAAAAGCCCAAGUGAUCCAAAAUCAAAUAUUUGUAAAAGAGUAAUUGGUUUGGAAGGAGACAAAAUCCUCACCACUAGUUCAUCAGAUUUCUUUAAAAGCCAUAGUUAUGUGCCAACAGGUCAUGUUUGGUUAGAAGGUGAUAAUCUACAGAAUUCUACAGAUUCAAGGUACUAUGGACCUAUUCCAUAUGGACUAAUAAGAGGACGAAUCUUCUUUAAGAUUUGGCCUCUGAGUGAUUUUGGAUUUCUACGUGACAGCCCUAAUGGCCAGAGAUUUUCUGAUGAUUAGCAAAAAUAUAUUUUUAUGACUUGAUUAUUGUCUCCUGUUCAAGUGAAUUUAUUACUGCCGUUGAAACCAUGUACUUAAUAAACUAUUUGCUAUUCA
Molecule: messenger RNA, 1278 nt
Organism: Lemur catta (Ring-tailed lemur)
Lineage: Eukaryota; Metazoa; Chordata; Mammalia; Primates; Lemuridae
Gene: IMMP1L
Product: inner mitochondrial membrane peptidase subunit 1
Exons: 10
Coding region: 682-1182 (166 amino acids)
Cellular component (GO): mitochondrial inner membrane peptidase complex; membrane
Molecular function (GO): serine-type endopeptidase activity
Source: RefSeq, a predicted model, not a curated record